Auanema sp. JU1783 is the source of this 4590-nucleotide messenger RNA. Lineage: Eukaryota; Metazoa; Nematoda; Chromadorea; Rhabditida; Rhabditidae. The record is from the annotation of a GenBank genome assembly.
AUGGGGUGGACUUCUUUAAUAGCUCUACUGCUAAUACCAAUAGCUUCUGAAGCAGCCACCUAUCCAUGUGGUACCAGUUUCACACCAUGUCCAUCCAAAGCGUUUGGAGUUCGAACAGUACCAGAUACCUUUGGUGGUAAGGAUUUGUUGUUCCACAAAGCAAAAGAGAGUGAUCGAAUAAAACAGAAAGAAGCCCAGCGACUUGUUUCGUUCUCUCAGAUCUCUUCCGCAGCUCGAGAAGGUGUUCGGGAGAUGUCAUACAUGUUUAAUAAUACUGAAAAGAGUAUGAUGAAAUCAAUCAGAGGUUCUGAGUUGAAUCCUUCUGAAGUUGCAUGGCUAUCUUUCAUGAAAGCAGAUCAAUAUGCUAAAUAUCUAUCGUAUUCUGCACUGGUCUCUUUAGCAGCAACUAAAAAACUCUUCAAGUCAGUGUCUUCUAUGGACACUCUUUCGUUUUCAAACGUUUCCGGAACGGACAUUGAGAAGAACUGCCCUAUAAAUCAGAUCGACGAAUGUGUAGCUGGAAAAUAUAGAUCUUACUCUGGCCACUGCAACAACAUUCUCUCUCCGCUAAGAGGCGCUGUUUAUGAGCCAAUGAGGCGAAUGCUCUCUCCUGACUACGCUGAUAAAAUAUCUGAUCCCCGUGUUGCUACGAAUGGAAAGGUCCUGCCAUCUCCCCUUGUACUGAGUACACUGUUCACUCCUGCCCCAGCCGGUCAUGUUAGUUGCUCACUCAUGUUGGCCCAAUGGUCGUCUUUCUUGUAUGAUGAUUUGGCCCACAUUUCAAGUAACAGUCUCUUCAAAGGAGCGUUCUACAACUUGAACCAAGAAUCAACUCAGGAACAUAUCCCUAUGCCAUGCUGCCGAAACAAUGUCACACAUUCCGAAUGUUAUCCUAUUUUGAAAAACGGAUCUGACGAAUGUCUUUCCUAUACAAGAACGAUACCUGUUCCACGUGAGAACUGCACUCUUGGAUUCAGAGAACAAGGAAACCUGGUUACAAGCUAUCUGGACGGCAGCCAAAUCUAUGGCUCUUUUACUGAAACAACUAAUCGGCUCAGGUCCUUCCAAGAUGGUAAACUUGCUAUGCGAGUUUGGCCUAGCUAUCGAAAUGGAAUACCAAUGGAUGCAAGUUCUUCAGAUGUUUUCUGUAGAACAAGUAAUCCGUCUUAUAAGUGCUUUUUGACCGGAAACCACAGAUCAAACUUCCUUCCCAGUUCAAACUCUUUCUAUGCCUUAUGGAUGCGUCAGCACAACAGAGUUGCUGAAAAACUUAAAAAGCUCAACACUGAAUGGGAUGAUGAGCGUCUGUUCCAAGAAACCCGUCGUAUCAUUGUAGCUCAAAUUCAACAUAUCACAUACCGAGAAUACCUACCUCUGAUCAUCGGAAAAAAUAAUAUUGUGAAGUAUCAAUUAUCCUUGAGAAGCCAUGGAUAUGACAGUUCAUAUGAUAUAAAAAAAGACGGAUCAGUAUUCAACGAAUUCGCUACAGCUGUCGGACAGAUCUUUUUGACUCUUCUACCUGAUGAGUUGCUCACAAUGAACCUGGAUGGCACAGUGACUAAACGUCUCAGAUUAGAAAAAGUGUUCAAUGACCCUUCUAUACUCUAUGAGAAUGGUCGUAUUGAUAGCAUUCUUCGUGGUCUGUUACGUUCUCCGAUUUUGAAACCAGGCUUGCAUAUGUCUGAUCAAUUGAAAAACACGUUCGGUCAAAAUGUAAAGCAAGGAAUAGAUUUGGCCGCGAUGCUCAUCCAAAUGGGUCGUGAUCAUGGGAUUCCAGGUUACCUGAAAUUCAGAAGAUUGUGUCAGUUGGAAAGUGCUGAAUCGUUUGGAGCCUUAUCAACUCAGUUCAAAGACUCAGUGAACAUCACAGAAAUUCAAAACAUUUACGAAGAUCCAAAUGAUAUUGACUUGAUAGUUGGAGGACUUGCUGAAAAGCCUGUUAGCGGUGCUCUACUCGGACCCACGUUUGCUUGUCUCUAUGCUAUCCAGAUGCGUGAUACUAAGCAAGGUGAUCGCUUUUGGUAUGAAAAUUUCUUGGCUCCAUCAGCAUUCACUGUGAAUCAAGUUGAUGAACUGCGUAAAACAACGCUGGCUCGCAUUAUUUGUGAUAAUACGGAUAACAUUGGCUUAGUUCAACCUAAUCCUUUCUCUCUACCUGACAUCUAUGGUAACUGUCCAAUGACUUGUGAGUCCGCAGUUCUUCAAGGACCCAACUUCCAGUUGUGGAAAGAAGCAGAACUUCCUCGAAAGCUCCCUACAACUAGAGCUACACUGGAAAAAGCUAUCCGUUUAGGAAUAGAACAGUAUGCAAGACUCCAAGAAGCUGAAGGAAAACGUUUGGCUGAAAUACCACUCACUGUUGGACCAUCCUCGCUGUUCUCACAUGCAGCACUCCUAGCACCUAAACAGAAGUCUCUUGAUAUCGCUAAGACCGCUGGUGUUUUAAGAGAAGUUACAAAUAUUUUGAUAACUGGAGAAGGGCUCUCUGACGAUGAAAAACUACCAGCUGAGUUGGAUGUUCUGACUUUACAAAAGCUACUGCCAUCUAUUGAAGUCUCAUCCAUUAUCGGAAACUUCACUCCAUAUCUUGGACGGGAUCCACUACCCAAAGAGCAAUGCUUGCCUCAACCUUUACCAUGUGAUCAUACAACUAAAUAUCGAUCAUACUCAGGAUGGUGUAAUAACUUGAACAAUCCUAAGUACGGAAAUGCUUUCGAGGCGAUGAGAAGGAUCAUUGAACCAUCUUACGAUGAUGGGUUUGACAGUCCACGAAUGAAAUCAGUACUUGGAGGUGAUCUUCCUUCUGCACGUAGUAUUUCGAAUGCUGUUCAUAAUGACAAGCCCAUAUUCCACACACGUUUCUCUCAUUUGCUAAUGCAGUUUGGUCAAAUCCUCGAUCAUGAUAUGGCGCAUUCACCUAUUGCUCGAGGUGCCAACAACACUAUCCUCAACUGCAGUCGUUGUGACUCUUUUGAUACUCUAUCAAUUCAUUGUUUCCCUAUCAAAAUUGAUGAAGGCGACCCAUUCUUCCCUCAUAAACAUGCUGAUGGAAGCCCUAGGUGUAUACCAUUUGCCAGAUCCCUUCUCGCCCAAUUGACAUUAGGAUAUAGAAAUCAGCUUAAUCAGCUGACUUCAUUCAUUGAUGGCUCAUUCUUAUACGGAUCAACAGAAUGUGAAGCAAACAAGCUCAGAUACUUCAGAUCUGGAAAAAUGAAUUUCACCAACUUAGGUUUUAACAAAGAAGCACUACCUCAAGGAAAUCAAGAGCGUGAUUGUCGAUCAACAUUGCUCCAAGGGAACAAAAAAUGCUUCCAAGCCGGUGAUGAACGGAAUAACGAACAUCCAGGACUGACAGUGAUUCAUAAUAUCUUCCUACGUGAGCAUAACAGAAUAGCCACAAAGCUUGAGCGUUUGAACAAUUUAUGGAACGACGAGAUCCUGUUCCAAGAAACGCGAAGGAUACUUAUUGCCAAGAUUCAACAUAUUGUUUAUAAUGAAUGGCUUCCGAUUGUUCUGGGAUGUAGCACUAUGGAGAAGUAUGACUUGAGACCAUUAGCGAAUGGCUAUUAUGCUGGUUACGACGAGAGUUGUGAUGCUACAAUGAGUCAGGAGAUGUCAACUUCUGCUUUCCGUUUCGGUCACACUCUUAUUCGUGCAGAGUUCCCACGUAUGAACGAUCAAUUCAGAAAUGUUACUUCUUCCGUGAUACUAAAAGACCAUUUUUCAAACCCAUCUCCCUUGUAUGAUCAAAGAGAAGGACACUUGGAAUCUAUCUUGAUGGGACUUCUCGGGGCAGAAAGUAUGGCAUUCGAUCGUCAUGUUAUCGACGCGUUGAGAAACCAUCUCUUUGCUAAACCUGGAGCAACUUACAGUGGAAUUGAUCUUCCAGCAGUCAACAUUCAAAGAGCCCGCGAUCAUGGUGUAGCCGGGUACAACAGAUACAGAGAAGUCUGUAAGCUUCAUCGUGUCCAUCGUUUUGAAGACUUGAAAGAUGUUAUGGACUCUCAGGCUAUUCAAUCAUUGAAGUCCGUAUACAAACAUGUUGAUGACAUUGACUUGUUCCCUGGAAUCAUGAGUGAACGACCAAUGAUUGGAGCACUUGUUGGACCGACGCUCGCUUGCUUGAUAGCUGAGCAGAUGAGUCGGUUAAAGAAAUGUGAUCGUUUCUACUAUGAAAAUGACAAUCGUAUGACUCGCUUCACUCCCGAUCAAUUAGCCGAGAUUCGGAAAACGACAAUGUCAAAGCUAAUUUGUGAGAACAGUGUUUAUGCGAAGAACGUGCAGCCCAACUCAUUUUUACUUCCUGAUGACUUACAAAAUGCUCCCAUGCCAUGUGCAUCGUUAUCAGACACUGAUCUCUCUCCUUGGGCAGAUAGAAAAUUCUGUAUUAUUGAUGAGAGGGUAAUCAACUUGGGCCGAACGAAACGAAUAACUCCAUGCGUAUCAUGUACCUGUACCAUUGAAGGAGCUGAAUGCCAUUCCAUGACAAUUGAGAAUUGCAAUGAUUUAGUCCAAUCUUACACUAAAUCCGAUUUAUUGAAGGAUCCCGUUUGUCUGGUUCAGUGUGCUGCAUUCAUCACACGAGCAUAA